Molecule: messenger RNA, 1923 nt
Organism: Carica papaya (papaya)
Lineage: Eukaryota; Viridiplantae; Streptophyta; Magnoliopsida; Brassicales; Caricaceae
Product: transcription factor DIVARICATA
Molecular function (GO): DNA binding
Source: RefSeq, a predicted model, not a curated record
UUUGAGAUCAUCCUUGCAGAAAAAAGAAUCCAUACCACAAAAAAAGAAAAUCACAGCUUCUCUGAUUCAGCUCUUUGAUUCUUUCUCACUGACUACCCCUUCUUCAGCUAAGCUAUAAGAUAGAAUAUAUAUAUAUAUAUAUAUAAGUUACAUAUACAUAUGUGUAAGCAUAUAUUUAUGCUCUCCACUUUCCGUUUCUUCUCUCUAAAGAAAGAAGCAAAAUUUCCCGCUUUUUUCUCUCUUUGAUUCUCAAGAAUCUCUCUCUUUUCCCAACUGGGUAAUCUUGCUUUCUCCACCAUAUCCGAUCAUCUUCCUCCUCUGUUUUCUUUCCUUCUCUCUUGUUUUUCGGGUUCCUUAUUCACAGUUUCUGUUGCUUUGUUCUUCUGGGUAUUUGUCAUUUAAAUGGUGUAAAUAAUAGAUAACCAAAAGUUCCCACUUCUUUAAUUACAAUUCUUUGUGUUUCUCCGCUACAAAAUUCUAAAGAUCGAUCUGGGUGUUUGUUUGUUCUCUAUUUUCUUUUUCAGAAAGCCAGGAACUUUAUGAGAUUUUUUUUUUUCCGGAUUCUCUUUGAUUCUUCAAAGGUGGGUCGUUAUUAGAUUCUUCAGUUUAUGCUGUUAAUCAAGCAGCUAAAAGAAAAUUCCUGAUUCCUGUAAAUAGUUCUUGAUUUUGUCCUCCUCUGAUCAACCCUAAAAUCCAAAAAAAAAGCUUCAACCUUGUUCUCCCCUUGUGUCUCCCUCUUUCAUCUACAACAUGAGCUUUUGAAGUUACCAUUUUUUAUACAUUCACAAUCCAGAAGCAUGGAAACUCUAUCUCCAGUCUCAUUCAUGGCAAGUCCCAACUGGUUUAUUCAAGAGAGCAGAACAAUCUGGACCAGAGAAGAGAACAAGAGAUUUGAGAGUGCUCUGGCGAUCUAUGGAGAAGACACGCCUGAUAGGUGGCUGAAAGUGGCUGCCAUGAUUCCGGGAAAGACAGUGUUUGAUGUGAUGAAACAGUACAAGGAACUUGAAGAUGAUGUUAGUGAUAUAGAAGCAGGGAAGGUGCCCAUACCGGGUUACUUGAGCUCGUCAUUUACAUUAGAACUGGUUAACAAUCGUGAUUUUGAUGCAUACAGGAAAAAGCCUGUGAGUGGUAGAGCUUCUGAGCAAGAGAGGAAGAAAGGUGUGCCAUGGACAGAAGAUGAACAUAGGAGAUUUUUAUUGGGACUUCUAAAAUAUGGCAAAGGGGACUGGAGAAACAUCUCUAGGAAUUUUGUGGUGUCCAAGACUCCUACUCAAGUGGCAAGCCAUGCCCAAAAGUAUUACCAAAGACAGCUUUCAGGAGGGAAAGACAAGAGAAGACCAAGCAUCCAUGACAUAACAACUUUUAACCUAACGAACUCAGCCUUCUCCGAACAUCAUUCACUGUCUUUGUUUGAUCACUCUGAUGUUCUGUCACCGCAGCACAAGCUUGUUUCCAGCAUGCCGAAAAUAGGCCUUGACUGGAACAACCCUAGUGAUGCAGCACUCAGGACAUUCAAUUCGAAUUCUGCUAACAUGUUUAAGCAGUCUCCAUUUGAUAUUGCUUCGAAUGGCUUAAAGCUCCAGGGUCAAAAUCUAUAUGGCAGUGCAUACCACGGAGCUCGUGUCAAACUCCAGAAUUCAGUGUUCUAAAACGAACUCAGAAGCGAAUCAGAUUGGAUAUAUGGAAUAGGAUAUCAUGUUUAAUGUUCUCGUGGGAUUGAGAUGGCAAACCUAGGUGUGUUGAGUUUUUUAUCUGUCAUGGUUUUGUUUGGUUACAGAAAUGAAAACUGAAAUUGAUACAUAUGCUUUUUCACAUUGCAGAAAAGUAGACCAUGUAGUCAAUAUCUUAAAAUUGUGAAUUUGUUUAAGGACUUUUUCUGUUUUAUCCUUGUGACCUCCCGUACCGGGAAAAAAAAAAAAAAAA